Messenger RNA from Hyla sarda, 1659 nucleotides. It is a transcript of the gene DPH5, whose product is annotated as diphthamide biosynthesis 5. The record is from RefSeq and is a predicted model, not a curated record. Lineage: Eukaryota; Metazoa; Chordata; Amphibia; Anura; Hylidae. Bases 135 to 1007 code for a protein of 290 amino acids. Gene Ontology annotation, molecular function: diphthine synthase activity. Gene Ontology annotation, biological process: protein histidyl modification to diphthamide. The transcript has 7 exons.
CCCACCAUCCCCGGGGGAGGUCAAAGGGUGCUGCGUACGACAAAGCCGUAUUCCGCGGCGGUGCUGUAGCUGUCAGCGUGCCUGUAUGGGGACUGACAUAUAAGAGAUCACGUAGAUUGAUCGGUAUAAGGACCAUGCUGUACCUGAUCGGCCUGGGGCUGGGGGACGCCAAGGAUGUGACGGUGCGGGGCCUGGAGGUGAUCAGGAGCUGCUCCCGGGUCUACCUGGAGGCUUAUACCUCCAUACUGUCCGUGGGCAAAGAGGCUUUGGAGGAAUUCUAUGGCCGGGAGCUCAUCCUCGCCGACCGGGAGACCGUGGAACAAGAAGCUGAUGAAAUCCUCCGAGAUUCCGCCGUUAGUGACGUCGCCUUUUUGGUGGUUGGUGAUCCGUUUGGGGCAACAACACACAGCGACCUGGUCCUACGAGCUGCCAAAGCCGGAAUCCAGCAUCGGGUCAUUCACAAUGCAUCUAUACUGAGCGCCAUUGGCUGCUGUGGCCUUCAGCUUUAUAAUUUUGGGGAGACCGCCUCCAUUGUCUUCUGGACCGACACGUGGAAACCAGAGAGCUUCUAUGACAAAAUCAGGAGGAACCGGAUGAACGGAUUGCACACUCUUUGCCUAUUAGACAUAAAGGUGAAGGAGCAGUCCAUAGAGAACCUCAUGAAAGGGAAGAAGGUCUUCGAGCCUCCACGUUACAUGACUGUUAAUCAAGCGGCGGAGCAGCUCCUGCAGAUCGUACAGAACAGGAGGGAGCUGGGAGAGGAGCUGGCUCUGACCGAGAACACAAUCUGCGCGGGACUGGCCCGGGUCGGGGCUUCUGACCAACAUAUAGCAGCGGGCACUCUGCAGCAGCUCAGCACUGUUGACUUUGGGGGUCCUCUUCAUUCCCUGGUGAUAAGCGGCUGUAUGCACCCCCUAGAACUGGAUAUGCUCAGACUGUUUGCUGUGGAGCCCUCGAGCUUCGAUCAGAUCAACGUGGAGGACAGCUCGACAUAUCUGUCAUCAUAGACGACGUGUGAACCUUCUGCACCACUCACUGCAGACGCAACUACCCAGUGCUGUGUGUCCCGUUGUGUUACUGUGCCACUCUCACUAGUGAUAUAGUCGUAUACUAGGGAUGCACCAAUAUAUAUAUACCAAAUGUAAAAACUGAGAAAAUAGGGGCAAGGUACACCGAAUCACUCUAUAUCAGUGCUUCCCAACCAGUGUGCCUCCAGCUGUUGCAAAACUACAACUCCCAGCAUGCCCGGACAGCCAUCGGCUGUCCGGGCAUGCUGGGAGUUGUAGUUUUGCAACAGCUGGAGGCAGAUGGCUAACCGGGCAUGCUGAAAGUUGUAGUUUUGCAACAGCUGGAGGCUGAUGGCUGUCCGGCCAUGCUGGGAGUUGUACUUUUACAACAGCUGGAGGCUCACUCGUUGGGAAACCCUGCUCUAUAUGCUGCAUGGUUAUUCCUCCGAGCGGCUGGCUUUAGGAAAAUACAAGAUUUUGGUGCAUCCGUAGUAUAAGCCCAAGCACUUUACUAUAAACUCGACCCACCAUGUCCGUGCUUCACUGCCCCUCCACCCCACUGGUAUUAUUAUUUAUUUGGAAACACAGGGAUUUUCCAGGAAAGUGUGUUCUUAUGCUCGAAAUCAAUAAAGCAAUGAUGUUUUAAAUAGUA